Messenger RNA from Schistosoma guineensis, 3972 nucleotides. The record is from the annotation of a GenBank genome assembly. Lineage: Eukaryota; Metazoa; Platyhelminthes; Trematoda; Strigeidida; Schistosomatidae.
ACAAACCGUUCUAGAGUACAUGGUUAAUUCUGGUAAGUAGUUAAACGGGUGAGCUCCCUAUGUGUUAAAUAUAUUUUAAAAUUUUUAAUUUUUGAUCUCUGCCUUAGUAUAUUAAACAAAAGCACUUAAAGCAACAUAAAACGCUUUUAUUUCUGUCUUUUGUAGUUUGAUAGCUUUUGAAGAACAAGUAGCAAUAAACACAACCCUGAAAGUCUAAUGUCCGAAGCCCAGACAGAGGGACUAACCUUAUUUUUGCGUGACCAAGCAAAUCUAAAGAAUCGUGCUGUACCAGGUACGUCUCCACGCAGAGAGAAACCAAAGUGGGAUUCAAAAUUCAACGCGAAUUUAUAUGCUUUUGCUUCACCUGAUGACCAAUUUUUGCGAACAAAACUGCAUCAUUACUACGAAUUAAAUGAAGUUAAAAGUAAAAAUAUUCGCGCUGAAGAAUCAGUUAAACAGUCCACAAAUGAAUGGUUAGAAAAUUAUGGUUUAAAAGCGAAACGAUUAACACUCGAUGAUUUCAUUGCUAUGGGUAAAAUCCCAGACGGUGUAAUGGAAGAAUUCUCAGGUAUCUUUAGACAGAUUAUUUCUAAAUUUAUUUUCAAAAUAACAGCAAAUUCAGAUUUAACUUUGAAUCAUAUUGUGGAUGGAUUCAGAAAAAAUUUCCCGUCACAUCUCGAAUAUAACUCAAAACAAGUUAAUCAAUUUGAAUGUGGACUUCACGAAUCUAUCUUCACAUAUACUAACAGAAUAAGAUGGUUGAUGGAGGAUACAAGGAAAAUAUUUGGUUUAAUUCGUGGAGAAAAUAUUGGUCUUCUGUUGGAUAGUUCAGAUGCAAACCUGGGCUUCAAUAGAGAUAAGCAAUUUAAAGAACAUUUAAUGGAAUUAGUCAACGAACAAAUAACUGCAGACAGGCUAAAAACAUUAUAUGUAGCUAGUUAUGGAACAAAUAUUAAUUCAUUAUGGCCAUAUCCAAUGUGUGCAAAUUCACGUGCUAUAAAUGAAUUAAAGUAUUUUAUUAGAGAACAGUUAAUACCAAUGGGUGGAUCGAAUUUGUUGAGUGGAAUAAAACAUAUGAUUAUGUUUGGUAGAAAACAAUUAGAUGUUAUCAUCAUAAUAUGUGGAAGUUAUCCAGAUCAACCUGCUAUAUUUAUUCAACAAUAUUUAGAGCAAAUAUUUGCUGGUUUCACAUCACCUCGACUACAUUUAGUUGCUUAUGAUUGUCGUAAUCCUGAAGUAAAUCAAUUGUUAGCUCAACUGGCCACAAUAAAAAAUGAUUUCAUCUACCAUUGCUAUUUAACUGAGAAUGAAUCGGCUGUGUAUACAAGUGAUGAAAUCGCUCGUCUACUGAAAGAGAUAAAUGAUGCACAGAAAGUUCUUGAAGUUGUUGGUCAUCUAAGACAAGAAAUGGAGAGCUCAUCUACGAUUGCUCAGCAAGCUAUAGAUGAAGUGAAUAUGGUAUCCAAUGCAAUGUGUAAUUCACCAGUAUACUACCUACCUCAACCGACUGAUACAAGUUUACUGCAUGGAAAACUUCAGUUGGAUCAUUUGCAUAGACAAUGUUGUAGACAAUGGAAACCUUUCCAACCAACUUCUUCUCAAGUUUGGUUACAUAAACAUGGGUUGAAAGCUCGUAAACUAAAUUUAUUUCAGAUAUUGGCACCAAAUGCAUAUUCACAAGUUGUUGGUUAUGUCCCAUCAAUUCAACGCUCUGUUAGUGCUCAAAUACAUGAAAAGUGCAUGGUUCAAGUUAGGUGGCUUGAUGGAUCAAUUAAAAAUGUCCAUGUUGAUCCUAAUGAAUUAUAUAAAUACCAAACACAGAUAACAAAUUUGGUUGGAUUAUUAGAAAAACGAAUUCAUUGGUUAACUCAAAAAAGUCGUGGAUACUUUGGCACCCUUAUAGAACCGAACGUAAUAAUUUUAAUUGAUUUAUCAGGGUAUAAUACUAUCUAUAUGGUUCAUAUACACUAUUGUCUACGUCAUUUACUCGAAGAACAAAUUUCAACAAAAUCCAAAUUUAAUUUAAUGAUAUUUGGUUCGGAUUCUAAGGCUUAUCAGUCGAAUUUAAUUGAUGUGAAUGCUAAUAAUUUACAAGCUUCAUGGGAUUGGUUUAAAACGCACAAUUGCAGUGGCAGUCGUAAUUUAUUAAGUGCUUUGAGAUUAGUGUUUGAAAGUCAGUCAGAAAAAGAUUUGUUUGAAUCACAUUUAGGAAUUUAUAUAUUUACAUCAGGUAUACCUGAUCAGGAUAGUGAAGUGAUUUCAUCUUAUUUGGAAGCUAAACGUUGUACGUUUUUAAAUACCCAUGUACAUGUGGCAUUAUACCAUGUGGACAAUACCAUUACAGAUAAACACUUUCCAUGUCGUUAUGCAAACAUUACAGAAACUGCAAAUUCUUUACGUGAAAUAGCCCAUUCAACCCCAAAUGGACGUUUUCAUUGGUUUCGUGAGAAUGGUAUCAUAGAAAGUGAUGAUGUUCGCGUUCUGUUGGAUGAAAUAGACGAAGCGGUCAGCUAUUCAAAACAAGCUCAGUUACUUGUAGCAUCAAUCACAGAUAAACGAGUCGGAUCAGAAGUUAAUUGGAAUAAGUCUGAUAAAAGCAUAGUUUCAAAGAGUAGCAGUACGGCUAAUCAAUUAAUGGGUGGGUGGGAUCCUUCAAAUCAAAUUGAACCGCGUUUAAACUUAUUAACAUUGGCUAGGAAAGAAGCUAUUGACGCAAAAAUGAAAAGUAUUACCACUGAUAAUGAUUCACAUCCAAAAGCUUUGACAUGGUAUCAAGAGAUCAAUAACACUGACAGGAUACGAUCUAAUCCAAUGAAAAGCAAAGUUUCUGGAAGAAAAAAAUCUAAUAUCUUAGUAAAACCAAUUCAAAUUAAACGAUUCAACUGUCAAAUACCUACAGAUGAAGAAAGACUUACGAGUCGUGAAUGGCUACGUAAAUACAGUAUUCGUAGUUUGGGACUUAAUUUGACGCGUCUCACAUCUGGAAUGGAUUGCAAACAUGAAAUGUCUUUUGUUAAUUCCACUCGAACAAUGGUUCAUGCACGCUAUUGUAGCGGGUUGUUUCCUCUUGUAAAUGUGGCUGGAACUCUUAGACAUCUUCAGUAUACCUUGGACGAACUAGAAGCUUUUGAACAAGAGGCAGGAAAAUAUAAUUUAUCACAUUUAAAUUCACUUGUUUAUAGGAACAAGGUGUUUUUCAAUAUGGUUAGUUUUAGUAGUACAUUACUUGAGUGGCAGGCUUCCGGUGUAGUAAUGGCAGAUGAAAUAUAUUGUCAUGAUGCUAUUGCAUGGAUUGAUCAACUGAAGGCUACGGGUGGUACGUGUACCGGUGAAGCAAUUCUGUGUGGUUUAAAUCAUUUACAAAUUAUGAAUUCAUCAAAUAUCAAAGAAAUGCAUGAUGUAAACUUCAAUGAAAUGAGUAAAGGGAUAUAUUUAAUUACAGACGGUAAACCGGAUGUUAGCUGUUCUUCAUUGAUUAAAAAUAUUAAUGAAGUUUGGAACCUCACUCCUGACAGUAAUGUUGACUCACAGAAUACAAAAAUAGCCAGAACCUCUAAAACGUUAAAUAGCACAACAAGUAAAAAGGAUAAAAUCAAACAUACAAAAGCUUCUAAAUUGGUACAAUUACACAAAUGUCCACCAAUACACACAAUCUCUUAUACAAAUGAUCAAACUGCUUUAUUAUUUCUGAAAAAAUUAUCAAAUUUAACUAAUGGACGUUUUCACACAUUUCUGGAUAUGACAUCAACAAUUAAUGUGUUUUUAGAUUAUUUAUUACAAUCUUUAUCUAAAAUGAACACAAAUGAAAAUGAUAAUAGAUCCACAUAUCAAAAAGAUAUUUUAUCAUUUCCUAAUAUUCAAUCAGAUGAUAUUAGAUUAAUACAGAAAGAAAUUCGAACAACUUAUAGAACAUUGAUUUGUCUAAAAUAUUUUCAAGAUGUAUAUAAAGAAACAAAAUUGCUUCGAAAGUAA